AGUCUGUUUAAUGUCGUGAAUGCUUGGCUUACUUAUAUCGGUAAUAUGUGUGCGGUAAUGUUCGUUUUAUUAAUUAUUUUAAUUUCAUUCCGAUUGAAUACAAUUUCAGGGAUGAUAAACCUAUUUAAACCGUGUUUACAUUUUCAGUUGAUAGUAAAUUCUAUGAUAUAGCGACCAUCUGUGACAAUGCUAUGAUUUACGGAGCAGAUUUCAAAUGGGAUAUUUCUCGGACAACUUUUGCGAUUGAUUUCGACAAAAUCUGCAAGCCAAGCGAAUUGAGCCUUCUUAACUCACUUUAUUUUGUUGGAGGAUCUAUAAGUCUGCUUUGUGGAACGGUGGCAUUUGAAACUCUGGGAAGAAGGAAAACUGCAGUCCUAGGGGGUCUUUUUGGGACAAUCUCCACAUUCAUGGGAACGUUUUGCAAUAGCUACAAUUUCAUGAUCGCAAUCCGUCUUCUGCAAGGGAUUGGUAACUUUGUUUCCUUUGCUGGAACGUACAUCUGGGUAUUAGAGUUCGUUCCUGAACAGUACCGGAUCUACUAUAACACGUGGUCCAUGUUGAUCUGGUGUAUCGGUUACCCACUUCUGGUAUCUGAUGACCCUCGGUAAAGUCGAAGAAGCAAAGAAAGUGCUAGUUAUGUACGCCAAGCUGGCCAAGAAGCCUAUUAAUCUGGACGAUGUGAACCUGAUCGUGGGGGAAAACGCAACUAAAGAUGAAGGGAAAAUCUACCAAAGACAGAAUAGCCGACAUCCUUAGUAACAAAGCUGUAUUGCUGGAGACGUUAGUACAGUGGUACUACUGGUUCACCAGUUGUAUGUUAUUCUACUUCUUAAACUACGGCUGGAGUAGCUUUGGUGACACUCCUUACGUUAACUACCUUUUCGCAGGGUUGGGAGAGGCAAUAGCAUACUUGUCUCUCAUACCGAUCAUCACUUACGUCGGUCGGAGGAAGGGGAUGGUAUUUGUCCUGGGUAUGAGUUGCGCCUGUUUCCUGCUAGGUAUGAUACCAUGGCAGUGGUCGGAGCUGUGGAGCUUUGAGAGGCUGAUGACCAUGGCAUCCAUUAUUGGGGUGUCGGCUGCAUUUGCUCUAGCAUUCCUCUACACCAAUGAGUUGGCGCCAACUACACAUAGAGGACUGGUUCUCAGCUCCUGUAGCAUUAUUGCUCGAGGCGCGGCGUUCGUUGGACCGUUUGUGUCGGAGAUAUUCGAGAGCAGUACCGUGAAACUUGGGGUUAAUGCAGUACUGGCAGGAUCAGCCGCCCUUAUCUGUCUGCUGCUUCCUGAGACAAGAAAGUUGCCGAUUCGGAACGACCUCACAUAUUAUACCUCAAUACGUCCAAAAUAUUUAUUACUACAACCACCAAAUACAUUAACACAACUUUAG
Molecule: messenger RNA, 1384 nt
Organism: Bolinopsis microptera
Lineage: Eukaryota; Metazoa; Ctenophora; Tentaculata; Lobata; Bolinopsidae
Product: solute carrier family 22 member 15-like
Exons: 8
Coding region: 713-1384 (223 amino acids)
Biological process (GO): transmembrane transport
Cellular component (GO): membrane
Molecular function (GO): transmembrane transporter activity
Source: RefSeq, a predicted model, not a curated record